AUUGGCGACACCCUAUUAAACUCACCGGCAAUUAAUUCGGCGGACAUUUGAAGUGAUUGAAACUGAAUCAGUGAAUGCCAUGAAUCAGCCUUAAAAAUGAGUAAAAGUGGAAGGAAACCGGACAAAUCCCAUGAAGCUCCAAGAGCAUUUAGAUUAUAACCACCAGAUAUUAUGCAUAACAGCGAUCAACUUCAACCGGAGGUCCAUUGUUGGAUACACCGAGUUACAUCUACUGCCUUUGAGAGCUGGAGCAAACCGGAUUAAACUAAACUGCAAACAAUGCAUGGUUUACAGGGUUGUAAUCAAUGACCACUGGGAUGUGACCAAGACCAUCAGCUACAACGACCCAACCCUCUCAAUAUGCCAACAUGAGAUGAAACAACGGAAUCUGGUAUUCUUCUCGAACCGCCACCAGGAGGCAGUAGCGUCUGUUUCAUCAGAUCGUGGAUAUGGAGAGCUCAUCGUUAAGAUCCCCAAGGCAGCCAUGCAUCUAGUCAAUGAUUACAAGACGAUAAGAGUGAGCAUUGAGUUCUCAUUGGAGAAUCCGUCCGGUGGUAUUCACUUUGUGGUACCUGAUGAGGAAGACACGACGGCUGAGAGGGCAGCACACAUGUUCACUUACAGCCAUGAGAACUCAUCUCGUCUUUGGUUUCCCUGCGUGGACUCGUUCUCCGAACCUUGCACGUGGAAACUGGAGUUCACUGUAGACUCUGCCAUGAUGGCCGUAUCCAGCGGUGAACUGAUCGAGACGGUCUACACCCCAGACAUGCUGAAGAAGACAUACCAUUACAUCCUCAAUGUGCCCACGUCUGCGUCAAAUAUUGCCCUCGCCGUUGGGCCAUUUGAGAUUGUAGUGGACCCAACGAUGCAUGAGAUAACACACUUCUGCCUACCCCAACUCAAACCACUACUGGAACAUACAACAGUGUUCUUUCAUGAGGUGAUAGAGUUCUAUGAGGAGACUGUUGGGACUAGCUUCCCUUACACAUGCUACAAGCAGGUCUUUGUUGAUGAGGCGUAUGACGACAGCCAAGCGUAUGCUUCCAUGGCAAUAUUCAGCACCAACCUGCUUCACUCUGCACGCAUCAUUGACCAGACCUUCGAGACGCGACGUCUGCUUGCCGAGGCCCUGGCCAGUCAGUUCUUCGGCUGUUACAUCUGCCCCGAGACGUGGGCCGAUGCUUGGCUGACAAAGGGUAUUACCAGAUACCUGACAGGACUUUGCCUGAGGAAGAUGUUCGGAACCAAUGAGUACCGGUCUCAGAUAUAUUCUGAGCUAAAAGAGCUCUGCAAGUACGAGCAGGAAACAGGAGGCGUGGUCCUCCACCCCUACCCCAUGGAAGAGACAUCAACCGGUACCAAAGCUUCCGCGGAUUCAGGGGGUGAUGGAGCCACGCCCUCUUCCUCCAACACCACCCCGUCCUCGGCCAAGGGCAAGCCACUGGUGUGGGGCGGGAACCUGCACUUCCCCUGUGCUCAACCGCAUACGGUCUCUUGGAGACAUUGGAAGAUGGUCAAGAUGAAGUCCCAUUUCAUCAUGAGGCUCAUUGAGAUUAGGAUUGGACAGGAGCUCCUCCUCAAGGUCUUCAACAAACUUCUGUCCCUUGCGACUUCAGCAUCUCAUCAAAAGUUCAUGAGUUGUGCGUGGAGCAACAUGCUAAUCUCAACAUCAGGGUUCUUGAAGUCGAUCUCAACGGUAUCAGGCAAGGACCUGAAGCUGUUCAUCAAUCGAUGGGUGUGUCAGGGUGGGAUGGCACAGUUCAGAGGUAACUUCCAUUUCAACAGGAAAAGAAACAUCGUAGAGCUAGAACUUAGACAGGAUCCAUGUAGGCCGGGAAUCAUCAAAUAUGUGGGUCCUUUAAAGGUCACCAUCCAAGAGCUUGAUGGAUCGUUUGACCAUACGCUUCAGGUUGAGGACAACCUAACCAAGGGAGAGAUCACCUGCCAUUCAAAAAGCAGAAGGCACAAAAAGAAGAAGAUUCCAUUGAAGAAUGGUGAAGAGAUAGAUAUGGACCUCAGUAAGAUGGAUCCCGAUUCUCCAGUUCUAUGGAUCCGGAUCGACACUGAGAUGACCCUUCUGAGGGAGGUCAUCUUCGACCAGCCCGACUACCAGUGGCAGUGUCAGCUGAGAUAUGAGAGAGAUAUCGUAGCACAACUGGAGGCUGUAGAUUAUCUAAAGAAGUUUGCCAGCUUGGAUACUAAUAGUGCAUUGAGUGAUAUCAUACUCCAGUCUGGGUGUUACUACAAGGUCAGAAUACAGGCGGCUUUCUGCUAUGCACAGGUAUCCAACGAGCUUGCUGAAACAUUCAGUGGUCACACCGCCCUCAUCGCCAUGUUCAAGAAACUCUUCAGUUCUUUCUCUUCAGAGGACAUCGUCAGGCGGAACAACUUCAUGGACUUUAGGACCUACCUCAUCCAGAAGGCCAUACCGAAAGCCAUCGGUCUGAUACGGAACAUCCAUACCAUGUGUCCGAGAGAAAGCUUAGCGUUCUUGGUUGAUCUCAUCAAGUAUAAUGACAAUGCCAAAAAUAAGUUCUCUGACUGUUACUACCGAGCUGGUCUGAUUGACGCUCUGUCUAAUACCAUCACUCCUGCCGUGGCCAUGGUCAAUACCAGUGUAGAAAACCUCUCCCCUGAAACAAAGAUGGUUUUGGAGGAGGUAACCCGAUGUUUGAACCUUGAGAAGCUCUUGCCUUGCUACCAGCACACCGUCACAAUCAGCUGCCUCAGGAACAUCCGUCUUCUGCAGAAGAACAGCCACCUACCCAGUGAACCAACGCUCUUCCAGACCUACGCUCAGUAUGGCCAUUUUACCAAGGUCCGAUUGGCUGCACUAGAAGCUCUGGUGGACUAUGUCAAAGUUGAAGCCAGUGCUGACAUCUUUUCUUGGUUGCUAGACAUCGUAGAACAAGAUCCUGUGCCAGUUAUCAAGCACAAGUUGCUGCGGAUGCUCAUAGCCAACCCACCAUUCAAGUACAAGGAACAAUCCAAGCUCAGCACAGAAGAACUGAUAGAAAGACUCUGGGCUUAUAUGAACUCUGGUACAUCUCAUGAUGCCAGGCUUCGUUGUGACGUGGUGGAUUUCUUCUACUGCCUCUACGGGAAGACCAGACCCGCUUGUCUACCAUUGCCUGAGCUUGGUUUUGUGGUGAAUCUCAAGGAGAGAACAACGGCGGUAAAUCCAGCCAUCAUGCCUGACGAAGCCGAUGAAGAAAACUUUGAUGACGAUGACGAUAUGGAUAGUGACAAUCAAGGGGACUCCUUCGUUGAGAUAGAAGGCAUGAGUGAUCCGUUGGGCGCGGACCGAAGCUUAUCUCCAGACAUGCUAUCUCCCAGGAUACUUAAAAGAGAGUCUUCAUCUCCGAUCCACGUGGAUGUCGAAGGCGAAGAUGAUUUUGCCUCCUUGAUAAAGAGGGAGAGACGAGGUAGCGAGGAAGGUGAAUUUGACCCUUCACCCCUCGAUCCUGUUAAGGUCAAGGGUGAGAUCAAAGAAGAGGAAUCUCCACUGUCACCCUUAGAACCUGGUGAGGUGGAUGACAGUUCCAGAGACAGCUUCUCUGGCGUUGCCAAGGAUACGUCCAUUCCCGGUUCCCCAUCCUCCUCCUCCCAUGCAAGCCUGCAGAGAGAUGACUCUCGCUCCUCAUUAUUCAGCGAUCCGGGCAAGAUGUCUUCUCAUCAGCAUCAUAAGAAGAAGAAAAACAAGCACAAGCACCGGCAUAAACACCGGCAUGAGAAACCUGAGAGAGAAUUACAGCGAUCCACCACUCUGUGAUUUUGAGCUCAUCCCUACUCUAGAGAGGACAGCUUAGUUACACAUGGAUGAAAGACUUAGAGCAAUUCAUCAGCGAGAUUUUGAGCUGAUCUCCAUCAUCGAGCAUUGAGGGGACAAUAGGCGUACAGCAAUUCAUCAACUUGUGAUUUUGAGCUGACCUGUAUUGUAGUUGAGAAUGUCACACAUGGACUGUACAUGUAGAUUUACUGCAAUCCAAAUUGUUCAAGCAUAUCCCUAUCAUAGAGAGGACAGAUCACACAUGGACUGUGGACUUACAGCAAUCCAUCAACUUGUGAUUUUGAGUUUAUCCCUACCAUAAAGAGGACACCCAGAUCACACAUGGACUGUUGACUUACCGUAAUCCAUCAACUUGUGAUUUUGAGCUGAUCCAUAUCGUAGUUUGGAAGAUCACAGAGGGACUAAAGAAUUACAGCGAUUCAUUAACUUGUGAUUUUAAGCUCAUCCCUACCAGAGAUGGGCCAGCUCACAGGGACGAAAGACUUUCAGCAUUCUUUUAGCAAUCAAUGGCUUGUCAUUUGCAGACCUGCCAACCAGUACGUUUUUGGCGUAUUUAGUACUUUUUUGCAACCAAAUUAUAUGGCAGUACGUUUUUUUUGUUUUUUUUUACAAAAUCGUAAUUCAUUGAGAAAAAUCAUCUCUAUAUGUCUCUAUUUCAUAAAACUUACACAAAUACAUGUAUGGUUAUUAGAUCAAUGUAAUUUCAGGUAACUUAUUUUUUUCAAUCAUUUUGUUAAAACCAGGGUGAGAUAUACACAUGUUUCAAUGUUUUUUUUCAUCUGCAAGAGCAGUGCGCAUUUUAGCUUGCAUGCAGCUUGAGCGUCGCGAUGAGCGAGUGCGCCAUGCAUUUUAUUAUGAAAUACACUUUUUGGGGGGAAAAUUUUUAAUCACAGAAUACAAUUUUUCAUUCCCAGAGGUUGGCAGGUAUGCAUUUGAGCUUAUCUCUAUCAUAGAGGGGACAGCUUCCAGCAAUCCACCAAUUUGAGCUGAUCCCUAGUAUAGAGGGAGAGCUCACACAGGAACAAAGACUAAACAGCAAUCCAUCAACUUGCAAUUUUGAGCUUAUUCCUACCAUAGAGCGGAUAGCUCACACAGGGACGAUAGAGCAAUCCAUCAAUUUGAGAUUUUAAGCUGUUCCCCAUCAUAGCUCACACAUAUGGACUGUAGACUUUAAUACCGCAACUCUUCAUCUAGUGAGUUUGAGCUUAUCCCUAUCAUAGAGAGGACAGCUCACACAUAUGGACUGUAGACUUUAAUACCGCAACUCUUCAUCUAGUGAGUUUUAGCUUAUCCCUAUCAUAGAGGGGACAGUGCACACAGGGACUAAUGAAUUACAGCAAUCGACUACAUUGUUAUUUUGAACAUAUCCCUAUCAUAGAUAGGACAGCGCAGACAAGGGCAUAUGACAUGCUGCAAGAGUGGUGAUUGAUCCAAUCGAUCACAACUAUGAAAAGCCAGUGACCCCAACAUCUAUAAUGCAUCAUACUUUCAAAGUGUACUCUGAAUAUGUCGUGCAUGUAUCAAUAUCCUGACAAACCAGUUUGCUGUGGUUUGUUUACAAAGGGACUAUGUCUACUUAUUGGCCCGUAUUAAACUCAGGUUUAAAGUUGUGGUUUAAGUAUGGAUAGCCAAUUGUUCCAUAAAUCAUUAACAGUAGAAAUAUCAUAUUUCAGCUCAUUUGGCUCUCAAAUCAUUCAGAAUAAUAGGAAGUAUAAAUAUAUGAUUGUCUUCACCAUUGAAGAAUAAGGAAAGAGCACAGAAAUUAUAAGAAAUAUACAACUUAAUAAAAAUGUUGACACUUUUGGCUUCCCAUAAUUCUAGUACAGAGUUGGACCAUGGUCUAAGUUAAACCUGACUACAGAAUACGGGCCAUUGAGCGGAAGUGCCGUGGUGUAGCGGUUCUGACUCUCGCCUUGUAAUCAGAGGGUCGUGUGUUCGAAUCGCAACAUGGCUUGGCGUCCUUUGGCGGGGCAUCAAUCCACACUUUGCUACUCCCACCCAGGUGGGAAACCGUCAUUGUGGUUGGUUUAGCAAGUGGGCGCCUAACAGGCUUCUAAAAGCUACAUGUACAUGUACCUGUAUGAAUCCAGUGACCUGAUAGUAAUAAUUGUGAAGUGUUUUGAGCAUUCCUAGAUUAUUAUUAUUAUUCUAUUUGAAGAAAUAUGACAUACAGGUACAUGGAUUUCCAUGUUUGAGAAUGAUCAGAUUAAUCACAUCUCUUUGUGAGAGAAAGCCCUGCUUUACCAUCCCAUUGCAUUGAUAUUAUCAAAGAAAAGAUGAAUUAAUAAUCAUAAGACAUGCUGACAUGAUUCUUGGCAAUACUUUGGGCAGUAGAGGGGUUAUUGUUGUACCCUUCCUUUGAAUGAAACUGUUUUUAUGAUCAGUAUCAAUGUUCCCACGAGAAUGCAGGCAAGAGCACAUUAACGAGAUGUUUUCCUACAACUGUCAUCACCAUCAUCGUCAUCAGCAUAAUAAUAAUAAUAAUAGGCAUUUAUAUAGCGCCAUCUAUGUAGAAAUGUUCUAUUCCGAGGCGCGUUCUUAUUAUCAUAUCAUUAGCAUCAUCAUGAGCAUCAUUAUCACCAUCAUGACCAUCUUCAUCGUCACCAUCAUUGUAAAUGAGACCUUUACUACAAUAAUCAGUCAUCACUAAUUCAGACAAUUUCCACACCUUUUCUCUCACUGCAUGGAACCAGGACCCCAUCUUACAAAGAGUUACAAUUGAUCCGAUCAAUCACGACUAUGGAAAGCCAGCAAAGUCAACAUAUAAAAUGCAUGUUUGUUCAAUAAAAAUUCUAGUUAUGAAUGUAUAUCCAUAAAUUCAUUGACUUCUUGACAAUUUGGUGUGUUCUCCUUUGUUUACAAAAGACAUUUUGAAAAUUUCCUGUAGAAAAAAUUAUGACACUGUUGGAUUUCCAUAGAGUUACGAUUGAUCCAAUCAAUCGUAACUCUUUGUAAGACUGGGCCCAGUUCUCUUCCAGUUAGCAUUAUUUGUUAUCUUUUCAUCAAUACACCACUUUACUUCUGUACUUUUUCUGGGCCCUGUGUCAUAAAAGAUGUGAUUUAUUUUAUCAAUCAUUCAAUUAACCCUAUCAAUCAGGUCUGGAAAGCAAGCAGUGACUCAACCCUAAUGGCCCGUAUUCUCAAAAGAGGUUUUAAUUGUACCAUGGUACAAAACCACAGACUAUGCAGAUUUAUUUCAUUAACAUACUUAAUUUUACGCGCACUUUGCCCAAAGCGCACAUUCAAUUGGAUUUAGCUUUGUGUACGCGAUGAAAUAAGCGUAAUUAUGUUUACAAAUCUGCAUAGUUCAUGGUUUUGUACCAUGGAUUCAGCCCCCAUUGACAUUUCUCAGGGUAAAUCUGCCGCCAAAUUUUUUGACCGUGUCACUCUCUGGCUUACAAGUUUCGCGCAACUUUUGAGACCAAAAUUUGGACCCCCGGGUACGCGGUUCCAAAAUUAUACAAAAUUGCACAAAACAUGAAUUUGUGUAUGAAUCCAAUGCAAAAAGUGUUUUUAGCCCAAAAAUUUAUAAAUGUCUCCUUAUUUUUCCUUUUACUGGUUGAAAUCAAUUAAUUUCAUCUUGUUUAUGGUCAAAAUAAAUUCCCGACAAUUUUCAUCGGAAAAGUUGAAAAACAAAGAAAUUUAGAAAACAAUAAAAUACAUAAGAAAAUAAAUGUGAUGUUGAAAUUUGUUUAAAGUACAUGUAGGUGAAUGCACUUAUCUGUUUGUACACAAAAAGGAUCACACAGAGGAACCAAAAUGAUAACAAUUUGUCAUAUUUAGAGGAUAAGAUUUCAAAGUGCAUACCAGACGGUGGUGUUGGAGGCUUUCCAUAGAUUAAGAUUAAUUUGAUCAAUCACAACUUUGUGAAAUGGGGCCUUGGCAUUUCUUCUUGCUCCCAUUCUCAACGUGAAAAUAAGAUGGAAUAAUGGAGUAAUGUCUGCAGUAAUUACAUGAAUAGUCUCUUGGAUAUUUAUUUAUUCGAAAAUAACCAUCAUAUGUACCACCAGGCACCGGCAAAAUAUGAAAAUCACAUUUAAAAAAACAAUCACAUAGAUAUCAUCAUUAAAUAUAAUGUACACAGAGAAAGAAAUGAUCAGUAGUACGUAGUCAAUAUCAUUGGUAUGUGUAAUUAAGUACAAAUAUACUAAAUGAAGUACUUUAUAAUUGUGUCAAUUUUUGGUCAUCAUAGAAAAAACAAUGGAAGUCAGUGUUUGAAAGGCAAAUAAAACACACAAAAAUCAUGA
Molecule: messenger RNA, 8037 nt
Organism: Lytechinus pictus (painted urchin)
Lineage: Eukaryota; Metazoa; Echinodermata; Echinoidea; Temnopleuroida; Toxopneustidae
Product: transcription initiation factor TFIID subunit 2-like
Exons: 28
Coding region: 131-3772 (1213 amino acids)
Biological process (GO): transcription initiation at RNA polymerase II promoter
Cellular component (GO): transcription factor TFIID complex
Molecular function (GO): transcription cis-regulatory region binding; chromatin binding; metallopeptidase activity
Source: RefSeq, a predicted model, not a curated record